AAGAGCUGACAUCACAGCCGGUACUAGGAGGGAAGAGGACUGGGCACGGGUUAUUGGUGAGAGGGGCUGACUUAGCAACACAGUGGAACAACAAAACAACAUCAAGAUGCACAUCGACACAACGAGGAUUGCUGUGCUUCUGCUUGGUGUAACUGUAAUGAGUUCAACCUCCUUCUCAGCCACACAAGUGGGUCUGAGUGACAAAGUCCUGGUCUUCCCCUACGAGACGGACUUCAGCUUCGUGGCCCUGAUCCCGCAGAAGGAGAUGGCACUCCGGGCCUUCACCCUCUGCAUGCGUGUGGCCACCGAGCUUCCGGAGGAGCGGCAGAUCAUCCUGUUCGCCUACCGCACCGCUGACUACGACGAGCUAAACAUGUGGCGUGAAAAGGACGGACGCAUCUCCUUCUACCUGAGCGGUGAUGGAGUCUUCUUCCACUUGCCUCCGCUCACCACCUUCCGGACCAGCCUCUGCCUCACCUGGGAGUCUCGCACCGGCCUCGCUGCUUUUUGGGUGGAUGGGAAACGCAGCACAUACCAGGUGUAUAAACCCGGUCACAGCAUCCGCCCCAAAGGCACCGUCCUGCUGGGGCAGGACCCAGACAAACACCUGGGAGGGCUGGAGGCCGGGCAGAGCUUCGUGGGGGAGGUGACUGAUCUGAAUAUGUGGGACUCUGUGCUUUCUAGGAGCAUGGUCCAGGCCUGGCACUAUGGACACAAAGUCCCUAAGGGAAAUAUUUUCGACUGGGCCGCCAUGGAGUAUGAGCUGAAUGGGAACGUGAUGGUGGUAGAUGAUGAUUGACUCGAUGUGGAGUCCAACUCAGACAGGGGUCAGACUUUGGAGGUGGGUGUUGGACUGAUACUGAUGUGUUUUGGUCUUCUGUAGCUUCGGAUCUGUUGUUCCAUUCAUUCCGCAAGUCUCUGUUUGAACUACAUGAACUGUAACUAUUUAUUUAUUCUCUGGAGCACAACACACAUUCAGUUAAGAUGAGCAUUGCUUAUUAAUCACUAAAACUUUGGCUUCACCAGUGACCCACCUAAAGCUUUUUUUCUGCUUACUGUUAGAACAGAGUGGCAUAUGAAAACUAAACUCUGUUUUAAGCAAAUAUGAGUGGAAAUUGACAAAGAUGAAAUGCGUUGUUUUUCUAGCCAUUUUAAUAUGAUUAAAAUGUUAUUUUGUUGGUUAAAGUUUGAGUGGGAAAAAAAGGAAGGAGGUGCCAAGUAAAAGUUCGUUGUCCAUCAUAUAACUUUUUACUGUUAACUCAGAAAGGCCACACAAUACCAGUUUUAAUACUUUAUAAACAUUUGUAAGCAGCUGCCCAAGACUGAACAAUCUGAGCAUGCUCACAAAUACGAGGCUACAAAAACUGAAUUUAAUUAAUGAAACUGCAUUUAUUCCAUUUAACAGAAAUGGUGGCGGAUAUGAUGAGUUCUAUCAAAGACAGCUGAUAGGAGAGACAAAAUUACAGGAAGCUCCCAGGAAGCUUUUAACACCAAUGAAGCAUGAGCUUUAAUCUCAAAAGAGAUUAAAUGAACUGAUUAAGAGUUUUUUACAACUAGUUAAUUAUCUAGAGCAAUGCACCAUCUCGAGAAGAUGAAGCUAAAUGAUUUUAAAUAACCCUCUUUCCCCGAAAUUUAAUCAUCAUCCAAACCUGAAUAGAUCUCAGAUGAACUGUGCAUUCAUGUCAACCCAAGAAUCUUUCAGGAGUUGAAGCUUGUUGCUGUUAGAAAAAGUGAAGAUCCCUAAACAAGUAAAGAAAAAAUCUUUAGCUGCUUCAAAAAUCUUGAAAGUUUAUGUAACAUGGCAAAAAAAAAAACAAAAUAAUAAUAAUAAAAAGGCUGUCAAAACUUGUGCUUUCUGCACUUUACCUUCUUUUGUUUUUUAAACUUUCAAACUAUAACCCAUGAAAGUAAGAAGCUCACCUUUAUGACUUCUGGGAAAUCAGGUCAACUUUACUCACUUUGCAGUUCACAAUAACAAGAAGUUACUUUUGCAAAUGUAGUAGAAAAUAAAAGUUGAUUUUCCAGAUGUAUCCACAGGGUGGCGCUCUGCACUUUGUCACAUUACACAGCACCUUGCCUGAAAUUCUGUAUAAUCAUGCAUUCAUCCACUUAGGUGAUUUUACACAAUAACUUUUAAACAUUUUUAAAUCAGUAAAUAUAUAUAAACAAACCAUCACAAUCCUGAUAAAAUUGUUUUAAUUUGCACUGUGAAGACAGUAAAAAACAGUCAAAUGAUAAAAACAUCAUGAUGCCACAAUGUAACAACAAAGACAUGAUAACAGCUAUUUAUAACAUGUAGUUAAAUUUAAAAAAAUGCUGUGAUUUUUAAAAUAUCACUAAAAUACUUAGAAUUAUAUAAAGCUUUAUAACCAUAUUUCUAAAACCUGCUUUCGUCCAAAUUUGUCAGAGCACAUUUUUUUGACAAACGCCAUUGAUGAUAAAAAUGUUAAAGGAGACAUUGAAACAGCAAACAUGGAGCGGGUGUGUUAUUCUUAACUGCAGACGUGAUGGUUUUAGCUGCACUGUGAGACAGAAAGCUAUUAUCUUGUUUAAAAUCCUCUGCCGUAAUGUUGCAUUCGGUUUGCACACUCACUCAUGAAUUUUCCAUGUUUUAACUGAUGUAAGAGCGCUUUUGGGCCUGAAAUAAAAACUCACCAUGUGCAUGACUAAUAUUGUUUGCUAUUAAAGAGAUUACUUUGUCUUUGAA
Melanotaenia boesemani (Boeseman's rainbowfish) is the source of this 2707-nucleotide messenger RNA. It is a transcript of the gene crp1, whose product is annotated as C-reactive protein 1. The transcript is spliced from 3 exons. The record is from RefSeq and is a predicted model, not a curated record. Lineage: Eukaryota; Metazoa; Chordata; Actinopteri; Atheriniformes; Melanotaeniidae. The coding region runs from base 107 to 799 and encodes 230 amino acids.